GAAACACACUCAUACAAACACAAACACAUACAUGCUCACGUGCACAUACAAACACUCACACCCAUACAAACAAACGCAAACACAUGUAUGAACACACAAACAAUUACGCAAAGAAUUGAAACUUAGGAAGAGGGAGAACCAUAGAGUUAGCGACAGACAAACUGAGAGAUAGACAGACAGAAAGAUAGACAGACAGAAAGAUAGACAGACAGAAAGAUAGAGAGUGUUUACUGGAGUAAAGGUAGCAGUUUCUCACAUCAGACACGAUCGUUUGUUGGCUGCUUUGCAGAUACAAAGAAAAAGUAUUAGAGGUUUAAAAAAAUUUGCUCGAAUUCCUGACGUUGUCUAAGACUGGAACCUGAACUAGAUUCUGCCUGUGUUCCUUUCGCCUUGUUGUGGUGCAAUGCUAACUAGGACGGACGUACUGAGAUAUUCAUCUACAGGAGAGGAUUCUCAUAUUUUCUUCAAUAGAAACUUUGCGAAGCCAUGGAAGUCCUGUUGGGAAGCGGCCUCCUACUUCUGUGUACCGGAGCGAGUGUGUGGGCGUGUGGCGAUCCCCUGAUGCUCACCCCGAUCCUGGAGGCCGGUGACGUGGACAAGGCACAGAACCUGAGCCGUGUGGUGAUGCCCGCCCUGUACAACGGCACCAGCCACGCCGGCUUCCUAACGGCCAACAAAACUUUGGGGAACCACCUGUUCUUCUGGUUUUUCCCGUCUAUGGAGCAAGAGGACGCGCCUUUACUCGUCUGGCUCAACGGCGGACCGGGAAUAUCCUCCAUGUUAGGUUUAUUUUGGGAAAAUGGCCCGGUGGAAGUCGAUAUGGACAUGGCGAGGGAAGGCUUUAUACAAUCAGAACCUCGCCAAUUUUCCUGGGUGGGGCCGUUCUCGAUGCUGUACAUUGACAACCCAGUACAAGUGGGGUUUAGCUACACUGAGAGCGGGGAUAUGGGGCUGAGGUUGAAUCAGGAAGGCUAUUCAGAAGAUCUCUACUCAGUUAUGCUGCAGUUUUACAGCCUGUUUCCCGACUAUCAUAAUAGAGAACUGUACAUCGGAGGCCAGUCGUAUGCCGGGAAAUACGUGCCUGCCUUGGCUCAUAAAAUCCACGUCGGGAAUAGAGAUGGUAACACCCACUUACCGUUGGCAGGGAUUUAUCUCGGAGGCCCUUACUUUGCUCCUGAGGAGGAGAACUUGGCAUUCUAUGAUUUCGCUUUCGCAAUGGGCUUUGUUAGCCAUGCGACUGUAGUGGAACGUAAACGAGACAUCGCAAAAGUCUACGAGAAGGUGCGAGAAGGGAAUAAUCCUGAAAAGGAAUCACUUGCAACGAUGAUGAGUCUAUUUUGGGUUCAUGUGGGUCUUCAAACAAAAGACAACUUCGUCACGCAGCAGCGUGCGGGCUACGGCUUGCUUUCCGACCUGAUGAAAAUACAAGAGGUCCGCAAAGCUUUGCACGUGGGGAAUCAGACGUAUAAUGCACAAUCAUACACCGUCUACGAAAAAUUUGGCGGGGAUUUGGUCGUGAGUACAAUACCGCAAAUGGCAGACCUAUUGGACCACUACAAAGUGCUGAUAUUCACUGGAGAUUACGACGUCAUCAUCAACUCGCCCAUGGUGGAAGCAGGACUCCAGGCCACUCCCUGGAGUCUGAGGGAAGAAUACCUGAACGCCACCAGGUCCAUCUGGAUGUCAAGCUCAUUGGACCUGUGCGGUUAUUUCUCCCUGACCGGUCAGUUUUGUCGGGUGGUUGUCCACGGUGCUGGACACCAGGUGCCACACGACCAGCCUCAAAGAGCUUUCCAGAUGAUAACUGACUUUGUACGACACGGCUGUAUACAGCCCGCCCACUAAUCAAGAAACAUAUUUUUUUCAGUUGCUCCUCUUGUUUUGAGUUUUGGAGAGGAUUAUUCAUUUGUUGGUUUAAUUGUGACUUCCAGUCCACUUUGCAGGUGGUUGGAGGGCGCCACUGGUUGGUCUUACAGUUUACUUCUUUAUUUUCACUCUAUUGUUUCUGUCUAUCUGCUUUACGUGUACCCAGUACCCAUUACUGAAUGACCAUUUGUGUGUCAAUGUGUUUCUCUUUACUAAAAAAAAAAAAAAAAAACCU
This is a messenger RNA of Aplysia californica (California sea hare), 2101 nucleotides long. RefSeq names its product probable serine carboxypeptidase CPVL. The record is from RefSeq and is a predicted model, not a curated record. Gene Ontology annotation, molecular function: serine-type carboxypeptidase activity. The transcript is spliced from 2 exons. NCBI's taxonomy places the organism in Eukaryota, Metazoa, Mollusca, Gastropoda, Aplysiida, Aplysiidae. The coding region runs from base 487 to 1845 and encodes 452 amino acids. Gene Ontology annotation, biological process: proteolysis.